Messenger RNA from Fragaria vesca subsp. vesca, 498 nucleotides. RefSeq names its product probable disease resistance protein At5g66900-like. The record is from RefSeq and is a predicted model, not a curated record. Lineage: Eukaryota; Viridiplantae; Streptophyta; Magnoliopsida; Rosales; Rosaceae. The transcript is spliced from 3 exons. Gene Ontology annotation, biological process: defense response to fungus. The coding region runs from base 1 to 498 and encodes 165 amino acids. Gene Ontology annotation, molecular function: ADP binding.
AUGUCUGAGUUUCUGAGAUUUGGCCCUUCAUAUCAUCUGCAACUAUUAGAUGAUGGCAAUGCAAUGCAACUUUUUCAUCACACAGCAUUAUUAGGAGACAAGAGCUCUCAUAUCCCAAAAGAUAUUGCAAAAAAGAUAGUAAAACACUGUAAUGGAUUUCCACUGGCUAUUACAGUGGUAGGAAGAUCACUUUGCGGGCAACCUAUAGAAGCGUGGCGAAGUAGGGAUAUUGAAUGGUCAAAAGGUGCUUCUGUACUCGACUGUGAGAUGGAUUUGUUUCAAUGCCUCCAAAGCAGCUUCGAUGCCUUGGAUAAUGCAACGCCUAAGGUCAAGGAUUGUUUGUUAGACCUAGGUGCGUUUCCAGAAGAUGCUGAAAUUCAAGUUACAGGUCUCAUUGAUAUGUGGGCGGAGUUGUAUGAUCUAGAUGAAGAGAUGUCAUGCAUUGCCAAACUCUAUGAACUCAACAAUCGCAGUCUAGCUCUUCUACAAGGGUCUUAA